AGAGAACCAAAUUUUAAUUUCUUUCGUGCCCUUCUUUCUCCUCCUCUCCACCGGCUGGAGAAGACCCCAACAGCCAACGUCCCAAUCCACUCGAACUCUCAAAAAUUCUUCCAAUUGCCUUCUCCGCUGCUCCGAUCGGCAUUUCCUUUGACAUGCCUUCUGCAAAUCACAGCAUUUCGGGUCUUUUCCAUUGAUAUUACAGCCGAUCUCUUUCUCCGACCGCAGUAGAUUCUUGAAGGAAGAUCUACUGUGGUGGUAAUCGAGGAGAAGCGAUGGAGUGGGCUACGGUUCAGCACCUGGAUCUCCGUCAUGUUGGUCGGGGGCUCAAAUCUAUGCAACCUCAUGCUGCUGCAUUUCAUCCCACUCAGGCACUAAUAGCUGCAGCCAUCGGAAACUACAUAAUUGAAUUUGACGCGCUUACUGGAAGCAAGAUCUCUUCAAUGGAUAUUGGUGCACCUGUUGUUCGUAUGUUGUACAGUCCUAUCAGUAGCCAUGCUGUUAUUGCUAUUCUUCAGGAUUGCACAAUUCGGUCCUGUGAUUUCGACACCGAACAGACUUGUGUGUUGCAUUCACCUGAAAAGAGAAUGGAACAAAUUUCUUCUGAAACAGAAGUCCAUAUGGCAUUGACCCCUCUCCAACCUAUUGUUUUUUUUGGUUUCCACAGACGGAUGAGUGUAACAGUGGUUGGAACUGUCGAAGGGGGAAGGGCACCAACAAAAAUAAAGACAGAUUUGAAAAAACCUAUCGUCAAUCUUGCUUGUCAUCCUCGCCUGCCUGUCUUGUAUGUGGCUUAUGCAGAUGGUUUGAUUCGAGCUUACAACAUCCAGACCUAUGCCGUUCAUUACACACUACAGCUUGAUAAUACUAUUAAGCUCAUUGGUGCUGGUGCGUUUGCGUUUCAUCCAACUUUGGAGUGGAUAUUUGUUGGUGAUAGACGGGGUACACUUCUGGCAUGGGAUGUGUCAACUGAGAGACCAAAUAUGAUUGGAAUUACGCAGGUUGGUUCCCAGCCAAUCACUUCAAUUGCAUGGGUUUCCACAUUAAGGCUUCUUGUGACUCUUUCCAAAGAUGGGUCCCUUCAAGUUUGGAAAAUACGAGUCAUACUUAAUCCAAAUCGGCCUCCUAUGCAAGCAAAUUUUUUUGAGCCUGCUGGUAAUCUAACUUCUUUACCUAAUCUGGUCUUUAUUCAUGUUUAAUUUUAUUUUCCCUGU
Molecule: messenger RNA, 1211 nt
Organism: Macadamia integrifolia
Lineage: Eukaryota; Viridiplantae; Streptophyta; Magnoliopsida; Proteales; Proteaceae
Exons: 8
Coding region: 273-1196 (307 amino acids)
Molecular function (GO): protein binding
Source: RefSeq, a predicted model, not a curated record